AUGCGGCCCAGCACGAUCCUCCAGCACGGGCUCCUCAGCCUCCUCGCUGGGCGCACCCUCGCCGAGGAGGCCCUCAACGCCACCAUCGCCGCCUCCUCGGCAGCAGCCCUGGGCAUCAACUGCCGGGGCAGCGGCUACUGCGACUACUUCACCGACUACACCUCCCGCGAGCUCUGGAAGGUCAUCGAGAACCGCAUCGACCCCAACCGCUGGUACAACGACGGCCAGCAGGUCGCCUGCGCCGGGUACGAGCAGCUCACCGCCGCGGGCAAGGCCUGGUGGCUCUCGACGGGGCUCUGGUACUCGGGCGUCUGCGCCUUCCUGCAGAACACGGGCGGCUGGCAGGGCAAGAAGUUCCAGGAGCUGGCGGGCUACAUCGUGCUGCACGAGUGCGAUGUCUGCGGGAGCGUACCGACGGACUACCCUGCCGGCAAUGACGUCUCCAAGGGGGAGCUGACGUUUAACUUUGUCACAAACUCUUGCUCGAGAAAGGAUAGCACCGAUGUCUGUUAUUAA
Purpureocillium lilacinum is the source of this 516-nucleotide messenger RNA. NCBI's taxonomy places the organism in Eukaryota, Fungi, Ascomycota, Sordariomycetes, Hypocreales, Ophiocordycipitaceae. The record is from RefSeq and is a predicted model, not a curated record.